AUUUCACUAUAAAUAAUACUAUAGGAGGAAUUGGAGUGUUAAUUUGGUGAAAAUAUAAAAAUGGGCUUUAAAUGUAGUAGGGCAGGUGAAUGGGCCAAUUGACGGUUUAUGAAUGAGGGAAGAAGUCCACAUCCAAUAGAACCCUUGAUUGGAACGGAAAGCAGUUCCAGAGGAAUGUUGCUGCCAUCGCAAGCAUUGAUGACAGCUUUGGAACUCUCACCCACAAAACCAAUCCAUCAAAGCCAAGGCCGAAGCCUGGUUUUGGUUUUCCACCAACUUUACGAGUUUAAUGUUCCAACAAUAAGGCCGAAAGUCAAAGUCUCUUCCUCCACGUUUUCCUGAUUUCAGCCCCAAAAACGUCGUCACCCGACCGCUUUCUAGAUUUGAUGAUUGCCCUUUGCCUUGCCUUCUCCAAAUCUUUACAUUCGCAAUCCCCUGUUUCAUUGACCCCGAGGAUUUAGACUUUUUUUUUUUUGUUUAAUCAUUAUCUUAUCUCUUUCUCCAUUCUGUCCAGUUUCUUCUUUUCAAGACGCGAGGGAGGCACUAUUAAGUUUGAUUCUUUAACUUUCCUUUUUUCAUGUUUUAUUGCCAUUCAUUCAUCUACGGUCUUUGUUGAUUUGAUAAGAUUUUUUGAAUUUUUUAAGAUUUGGGUUAUCUUUGUCUCUGCAUAAUCUGUGUUAAUUUCACAAAUUCAAUCCGUUGCUUGGGACAGAGUCAUAUGUUUUUCUUUUUCUUUCUUGAUUUAUUAUAGUUCAGAUUUUCUGCAAAUGGACAAAUUUCGAAUUGCAAUGAAUACAAUUAAAGAACACAAUAAUUAAUAUACUAGAAAGGUUGUCUAGUAAAUAACUUCAUGCCACUUGAGUUAAUAUCUGCAAAUAUUUUAUAUUUUUUGUUUUUUACUGCUACUGUUACAUAUAUGUCCAAAUCUGUGCCAUGCCUUAUCAUUGGCCUGACUUCAUUCAAAGAUGAUCAGAAAAUGACAAAGGGAAACAAUUUUACUUAGAAUUGACAGAACAUAAAGCUUCUCACUGCUAAUUCCAAUGCCUUGACUUGCAAGGAGAAUCAGAUAAUUCUAGUAAUUUCUUUUUGUUACUUGCAAUUAAAGUAAUGAAUCUGUUUUAAGAGUUGGAAGCUUGUGGUAAUGUAGUAAAAUUCCAGCUUUUGAAGAUAAAGCUGGGGUAAACGGUCCAAUUUCUGAGGCCACACAUUCAUUAUGAAUAUCUUUUGUUUUCAAAGGCUAACUAUUGCUGGUCAAGAUCUUUUUGAAGAUUUUUUUUUUCAAGAAAUUAGUUUGUCUUUAGCUUUUCUGGUUAGUGAUUUAUUCAUGUCUAUAUUCUUCACAACUGUAGUUGAGUACUCAUCCACAGUAGUACACCUAUCUGGCUGUAACCUUGGAAGGAUUAUUAGCAACAUCAAGCUGUUACUCCAUUCAAAAUAUACCAUUUUGCAACUUGUAAUAGGAAUGAGUAGCGUGGAGUCAUUCCUAUGAGGAUGUGAGUUAUCAGUCAGCCAGAGACGAUCAUUGUCCUAGAUGCUUAAUUUCUCUAAAGAUUCAUCCACUUUAGUUCUGCUCUUUGAUGGUCUGUGUUUUCUUCUCUGCCAUUAAACUCUAGGAACAACUUGAGUGACUCUGAGGCCAUUAUUGCAGCUGUCUGUCUAUAGGUGGGAGAGUCUUUGGACGGCUGCCAGAACAAGAUGGAAGUUUGUCGGCCCUUCAAAUCUGAUGAUAAAUUAAAGCACCGCCCUUUGACUCCUUUUAGGCUUUUGAGGGGUCUGAUAUGUCUAGUGGUGUUCCUCUCUACUGCUUUUAUGUUGCUAGCUUAUUUAGGACCUGCGGCUGUCCUAUUAAGAGUUCUCAACUUACACUAUUGUAGGAAGGCAACAUCCUUCUUCUUCGGCCUAUGGCUAGCUUUGUGGCCCUUUCUUUUUGAAAAAAUAAACAGGACUAAAGUGGUUUUCUCAGGAGAUAAUGUUCCACAAAAGGAACGUGUUUUACUUAUUGUCAAUCAUAGAACUGAAGUUGAUUGGAUGUACCUAUGGGAUCUUGCAAUGAGAAAGGGUUGCCUGGGCUACAUCAAGUAUAUCCUUAAGAGCAGCCUGCUGAAGCUACCCGUCCUUGGUUGGGGAUUUCACAUCUUGGAGUUCAUUUCAGUAGAAAGGAAGUGGGAAACUGAUGAAAAUGUCCUGCACCAAAUGCUUUCAACUUUUAAGAAUCCUCGAGAUCCUUUAUGGCUUGCUCUUUUCCCUGAAGGAACUGAUUUUACUGAAGAAAAAUGCAGGAAGAGUCAAAAGUUUGCAGCUGAAGUUGGAUUGCCAGUUUUGACAAACGUGCUGCUACCGAAAACAAGGGGAUUUUGCCUUUGCCUAGAGACACUUCGGGACUCUUUGGAUGCAGUUUAUGAUUUGAGUAUCGCUUAUAAGCAUCAAUGCCCCUUCUUUCUGGACAAUGUGUUUGGUGUGGAUCCAUCAGAGGUUCACAUUCACAUACGACGUAUCCCUGUCAAGGAAAUCCCAGCAUCUAAUGUAGAGGCUGCCGCUUGGUUAAUUGAUACAUUCAAGCUUAAGGACCAGUUGCUCUCAGAUUUCAAAUCUAAGGGCCAUUUCCCUAACCAAAGAACUGAAGAACAACUCUCUACUUUGAAGUCCUUACUGAAUUUUACAGUGAUAAUUUCCCUGACUACCUUAUUCACUUAUCUUACAUUUUCUUCCAAGUUGUAUAUGAUAUAUGUAAGCUUAGCUUGUAUAUAUCUUGCAUACAUUACUCAUUAUAAAAUUCUCCCAAUGCCAUUUCUAAGCUCUGCUAAACUGCCGUCUUACCAUAAAGGAGCAAGAGAUGAAUAGUUGUUCAUUAUAAGACAUUUUAAUCGCAAGUCACAAUGAAUUUUUUGCCUUUGAACCUGAUCGCAGUGCCCUUGAAUUCUCUAUGCUGUGAUUUUUAUGUUGGUUUUUAUUUCUUUUGAACUUCUGUCUUUCAUUUUUUUUUGGCCCUCUUAUGACAUUCUGUAAUGGAGGAUAAAUAGCACCUCGAAAGUCAUGAGUGAGGCUUCCAAAGUAUAAACAGGGCACAGUAUACUGGUCAGUAGGACUGUAGGAGGCCACCUGGGAGCUUAUUGUAUC
Messenger RNA from Durio zibethinus, 3117 nucleotides. The record is from RefSeq and is a predicted model, not a curated record. Lineage: Eukaryota; Viridiplantae; Streptophyta; Magnoliopsida; Malvales; Malvaceae.